UGCGAGCAGCGGAAAAGGCGAACUACCACCAGCAGCACCAUGAGCGUGGAAACGGUCAUUCCACCAGCAAGCGGUCAUCCUCAGCCAGCGGAUUCAUUGAAGCAAAUGAAUGGAAUAGUCGAUCGCCCAAAUGGUGUAAGCAAUGGUCAUGCGGUUAGUGGUGGCAGCGGCGGCGGUGGAGAAAAUGGCAAUCGCCACAAGAGCCACAAGAGCUCGAGUAAGGACAAGCAUCGGGACAAAGAUCGCGAUCAUCAUCGGUCGGACAAGGACAAGCAUCGCGAGAAGGACAGGCACCGGGAGAAGGAUCGCGAACGGGAGAAGGAUAAGCAGCGCGACCGAGAGCGAGACAAGCAAAAGAGCAGCAGCGGCAGCGGUGGUCAUUCCUCAAAGAGUGGAGGAAGUUCGUCCAAGGACAAGGACAAAGAGAAGCACGGUAGUUCCGGUAGCAGUAGUACCAACAAGGACAAGGAAAAGUCUCACCACACCAGUUCGUCCUCGCACAAGAGCUCGAAAAGUGACAAGGACCGCUCGAAAGACAAGGAACGGGACAAAGAUAAACAUCGUAGCCGUGAGGAUGGGAAAGACCGCAGUGAUCGUGAUAAGAAGGAUCGAGACAAGAGCAGCCGAAGCGAUAAGGAUAAGCACAAAUCAUCAUCGUCCACGUCCGGCAGCAAGGAUAAGGACCGCGACAAGCACAAAAGCAGCAGUGGCGGCGGUAGUUCGAGCCGCGACAAGGACAAACAUUCCAGCAGCGGUAGUUCGAAACGGGAUAAGGACAAACACACGUCGUCAUCCUCCUCGUCAAGGCACCGGAGGGAGGAGGGGAAAGAUGAAGGAGGUGUUGUUUCCGCAGUCGUGGCUGCCGUAAAGCCGGAGCCGAUCGACGAUGCAGAUGGGCUUCCAAGAGAGUUCCUGAAUGGUGAUGGUCACGUGAAGGUGGAACACGAUGUGUCACAGGAGUGUCGGGGGACCAAACCGCACGAUCCGCUUGAUAUGUCGCAGGCCAGUUCGUGCGACUACUCUUUGUCACAAUUUCGGGCGGACGAAACACCGUUCCCACUGAAAAAUGAAUCGAUGGACCACAAUCAGUCGAAUCAACGAGAAGACUACCGAGAAGGGGAUGAUUAUGAGGAUGGCGACGAGGAGGGUGGUGACAGUGGUGGCGACAACGACGACGAGGAGUAUGGCAAUGAAAAUGGCCACGACCAGCAACCGCAGCAGCAGCAGCUUCAUUAUCAACAGCAACAGCAACAGCACCAGCAAGCAUAUUACGGUGGAAUGCAAGAUCAGUAUCAACAGCAUCAUCAACAGCUUCAAAUCAAGGAGGAACCGCGGGAUGAGAUCAAACAGGAGCCUCAAUCGGAACAAUCCGAAGAUGAUAUUCCAUUGUCAAAGCGCAAGAAGAAGGAAGCCGACGACGGUAACGACGAGGGCAACAAAAAGAAGAUCAAAACGGAAAAGAAGGACAAGAAAAAGCUUAAAAAACGUUCGUGCGAUUCAAAUGAAGACGGCGAUGAGGACGACUAUGGCAAAAAGAAAUCCAAAAAGGCAAAACUCAAGAAAGAGCCGUUGGCGCAACAAACUGCGAAAAAGACGAAGGUGGCCGUGAAGACGGAAGUGAAAACGGAACCUAGCCCAACGAAGGGUGGCCGCAAAAAGAAAGAAGAAGAGGAACAAGAAGUGUGGAAAUGGUGGGAGGAAGAAAAGCGCCAGGAUAAUGGUAAGUGGACAUUCCUUGAACAUAAGGGUCCUGUAUUUGCUCCGCCGUACGAUCCGUUACCGGGUAACGUCAGGUUCGAGUACGAUGGCCGAGAGAUGAAGCUGUCUAAGAAUGCAGAAGAGGUGGCCGGUUUCUAUGCGCGAAUGCUAGAUCACGACUAUACCUCGAAGGCGGCCUUCAAUGAAAACUUUUUCAAAGAUUGGCGCAAAACUAUGACCGAAUCCGAGCGUUCCCGAAUCACGGAUUUAAGUAAAUGCAACUUUCGGUCGAUGGCAGCCCACUUCGCGCAGCAGGCUGAACAGAACCGCAACCGAACCAAGGAGGAGAAAGUGGCCCUGAAGGAAGAAAAUGAGAAACUCAUGAAAGAGUACGGCGUUUGCGUGAUCGAUGGGCACAAGGAGAAGAUCGGUAACUUUAAAAUCGAACCACCCGGUUUGUUCCGUGGACGCGGCGAGCAUCCGAAGAUGGGGCUUGUGAAGCGACGAGUCAUGCCCGAGGACGUUAUUAUUAACUGCUCGAAAGACAGCAAAGCUCCCGUGGCGCCCGUCGGCCACCGCUGGAAGGAGGUACGGCACGACAAUUCGGUUUCGUGGUUGGCCUCGUGGACAGAGAACGUGCAGGGGCAGGUAAAGUACAUUAUGCUUAACCCGAGCUCGAAGCUCAAGGGCGAGAAGGAUUGGCAAAAGUACGAAACUGCACGCCAACUGCUGAAGCACAUCGAUAAGAUACGCGCCACGUAUCAAGACGAAUGGAAAAGCAAGGAAAUGCGCAUGCGCCAACGGGCUGUGGCAAUGUACUUCAUCGACAAGCUGGCACUGAGGGCGGGCAACGAGAAGGAUGACGACCAGGCGGAUACUGUCGGCUGCUGCUCGCUGCGCGUUGAACAUAUCGAGCUGUACAAGGAGCGGUAUGGCAAGGAGAACGUGGUGGUGUUUGACUUUCUCGGCAAGGACUCGAUCCGUUACUACAAUGAAGUGGAAGUAGAGAAACGUGUCUUCAAAAACUUGGAACUGUUCAAGGAGAACAAGAAAACGGGCGACGAUCUGUUUGACCGCCUGAAUACGUCCGUGUUGAAUGAAUACUUGAAAAGUUUAAUGAUCGGACUCACUGCCAAAGUGUUCCGUACCUUCAACGCAUCGUUCACGCUGCAGAAGCAGCUGGAGGAGCUUACCGAUCCGUUUAGUUCGGUGCCGGAAAAGCUGCUUUCAUACAACCGGGCGAACCGGGCCGUAGCUAUUCUGUGUAACCAUCAGCGCGCCGUUCCGAAGACACACGAAAAGAGUAUGGGCAAUCUAAAGGAAAAGAUACGCGUCAAACGGGAGCAGAUUGAUCAGUGUCAGAAGGAGGUGAAGGAUCUCAAAAAGAGUAACGUGCGCGAUGCUGGCGCCAUGGACAAGAAGACUAAGCAACUGGAACGGCUGAAGGAGCAACUCAAGAAGCUCGAACUACAAGAAACGGACAGAGAUGAAAAUAAAACUAUUGCCCUCGGUACGUCGAAGUUGAACUACUUGGAUCCCCGUAUUUCCGUUGCAUGGUGCAAAAGGUUUGGUGUUCCCAUAGAGAAAAUUUUCAACAAAACGCAGCGUGAUAAAUUCCGAUGGGCUAUCGACAUGGCCGAUGAAACGUACGUGUUUUAGAGAAACAACCGAUCGUGAGAGCUAUCGGUGAGUCGAUGAGCCGCCCUAAAUUGAUCCGUUCCAUGCUCGGGAACACAAGCGCGGAAUUGCAGUGUGGGAGAGCUAUGUUCCCAGUGUGUACAGGGCGAGUAGAUGAGCCAAAUUACGGCCUUGUAUGUGCCGACCACAACGAUACAUAAACGCGUCGCCGAUUAUCUUGCGAAUUAAGAUAUGACUAGUCGCGUUUUAACGUUCGUUUGGUUCGAAAAGUGAUUAUCUCGAGACGGUACGCUACACUUAACCCUCCCCCCCAAGCAUAGCACUUUUCGGGCGCUCAUUCAGCUCAAGUGUUUUGGGUACUCUGCACCGUACGAGAAGGCAGUAAAACGCACACAGCCUAAUGCUAGUGAUAAGACAAAAUUAAAACUAGUUUUAUGGUCGAUGAUGAUAAAGUAGAGGAACAAUGCAGACGGGAGGUCUAGAAGAAUGAAGAAAUCACCCUGAAACCUUCCCGGGUGACCUCUUCUUUCUGGGCGCGACAAUGCAUGGGCGAGAAACGAUAGUUGUGAACGAACCAUUGUUUUCUUCUUUUAGUUUUAAGGCACACGCAAGAGAUAUGCGAAGGACAACAACAUUUAAUUUAUUUUAGUAAAAUUCCACCAAUCAAAUGGAGAAGAUGCUCGAGACUAUCUAUCGCUGCCGCCGGUGAACCAAUCCCGCAGUGCAGCGACUAGAAGAAUGCUAUCGGCGGUGCUGCAAUUUUAUUCCUCUUCCUUCCGAGGGAAAGAAGGUAAAGUAAACUUUCUUGCUUUCCCUCUGCUCUCCGCCAUUCGUGUAAAGCUCCAUAAACUUCUUACCAGCUUCAUGGAGAAGAGAAGAGACGUAGCCUUAGACGGUUGUAUAGGUAACAGUUUUUUUUAUUUAGCAACAAACAAAAUCCGAUUUAGCGAAAUAUGAAUCACGUACAAUCGAUUUGAAGGCAAAAAAAAGAAAAACCAAUUGUAAAGUCAGAUUUAGUUAGUUAUUGCUCUCGUUUGGGGUGGUGUAUGUAAGAUAAUGGAAAAGAAUGUAACGAAUGAACGAAAGACAGCUUGUACAAAAUCAAUGAACAACAGCGAAAGAAAAAGAGAGACAGAAAGGGAAUCUAACAGAGAUAAUCAGUUUGAACAACAGGUGCGUAUUGAGAAGUCUUUGCGCAACAUUUGCGGUAUAUUCCCUAUCAAUGGAUGCCCGUUGCCGUUAGAUAACUACUAUUGCCUGCGAAAAAGUCGCCUUUUGGUUCACCACACCUUAUCUACGCGCAACGUGACGCUAUGUUUGCCUAGAGUUUGCCGGAAGGUGAAUAGUUCCACUGGGAUCUUCCUUCUCGAACCGAGGGCACAAUUCAGUAAGUGCGAGCGUACGUGUGCGUUUUUGAGCAUUAUGUAAAAGGUAUUAGACACUAAGCUUGGUAACUUUAAGACUUAGUACAUUUUUGUUUCGUUGCUGUUUGCUAGUGUGAGUGUGUUUUAUUUUUUCAGAUAGCACAAGUUGAUACACACUUACGCAAACAUUAAACAAACACACCCACUCAGUCCCUAGCAUGGGAUACACAUAUUGUAAAGUACUUUGAACAAGAUAUAUUUGAAUCGCCAAACACUUGGCCGACGUGCGAUAUGAUGCAAAACGAGAACGUCACAACACACCGAUCACAAACUGAACAGGUUCGGGAAUCCAAGGGAUGCAGAACACUACCAUCGAAUUGGGAUUUUCUCCAGAAAAUCAUCAUCCUCUUUCAUCGUCGUGAUGUUAUCCUUGGAGAUUGGCAUGUGCACUAGGCUGUGAGUGCUGGUCACACUGCUCGCGCACACACGGUUCCGACGAAGAGUGAUAUUAAACAUUACGUCGCGAAAUUGACGAAUGUACGAAACUUUAAACUAAUUUUCAUACGCAAGGAAAUACAUAUGAGCGAGAGAAAGUAAACAGGGCGGUGGUGAUAUCAGCUGCAAUAGCGGCAGUAAAUAUGCAUAAAACAAGAAAGAUUCCUCGUCCGGAUAAUAGCACGUUGAUCAGUCUUUCCAAGUGAUCGAAUGGAGCUCCGGGGGGGCGGGAUGUUGAUGAUCGAUUCCGUAGAAACUGCUCAUUUAAACGGAUUUGAAGCAGCUUGCCACCAGGAGCUGGCGGGUACAGGACAAAAAGCAACAAUGACUAAAAACGGUUCGCACAGAAGUGUGUCCGUUCUCUUAGGAAAUAAUACAGAAAAACUAGUGCCGAUCUUCAUUGAACCGCUUUCCUGACAACAGCAUACUGCUGCCACCUUCCGUUCUGCAAUAAACCUAUUUAGAUAACGUUCCGCGGGAGCACACGAUUGGCUACGAGCGACAAUCGUUCAGCAAUUAAAAGAAGAGACCGUUGCAAAGAGGCGCGUUGCGCAAUUGUCAACGAUCGAUGUGUAAAACCUAAGCUAAGAGGUCAUUUUAGUUUUUACGUUAACCGUAGCGACUCAGCGCGCCUAAACUCUCCACCCAACCGCGUGUGUGCGUGUGUAUGCUACACGCAUGUUUUAAGGCGAGAAAACAUAAAAAUUGGUAACGGCAACUCCCGAUGAUGGGGAGGAGAACCGUUUAGCCCUUCGAACACAGAACUGAUGAUAAUAAUUCUGAUACUGACACACACACACUACUCGUUCAGAGCGAUGAAGGCCCUGACAUUAUAACAAACACAACACAUACAACACAUAAACACGAUCCAAAUAUGCGUAGCAAAUCUGGGUGGAUAUACAAAAUUGGACAGACAUAACACGAAAAAUAAGUCGACGGCGCAGAGCACGUUUAAUGUGCACCAGGAGCGUAUAAUAAGAUGAAAGUUAUAGAACAUAGAAAACAUAUUGAGGAGAGAGAAGUGCGAAGGGCUGAAGAUUAGCAACAUAAAUAAAACAAAAUGGGAUUCUGAGCAUAAAUGAUGAUAAGGAUGAUGAUUUGAA
Anopheles cruzii is the source of this 6298-nucleotide messenger RNA. It is a transcript of the gene Top1, whose product is annotated as DNA topoisomerase I, mitochondrial. NCBI's taxonomy places the organism in Eukaryota, Metazoa, Arthropoda, Insecta, Diptera, Culicidae. Gene Ontology annotation, molecular function: DNA binding; DNA topoisomerase type I (single strand cut, ATP-independent) activity. Bases 40 to 3357 code for a protein of 1105 amino acids. The transcript has 8 exons. Gene Ontology annotation, biological process: DNA topological change; DNA replication; chromosome segregation. Gene Ontology annotation, cellular component: nucleolus; chromosome. The record is from RefSeq and is a predicted model, not a curated record.